Messenger RNA from Danio rerio (zebrafish), 2306 nucleotides. NCBI's taxonomy places the organism in Eukaryota, Metazoa, Chordata, Actinopteri, Cypriniformes, Danionidae. The record is from RefSeq and is a predicted model, not a curated record.
CCCCACACACCUUGCUGAAGGUGGAGUAGAGUUUCACCAUGCAGAGACAGAGAGCGAGUUCAGAGAGACGGGAGGAGAGACAGGAGGAUGGACAGUCUAUCAUCACCACCCUUCAACUUCUGCUUUCUGAUGCCAUUCAGAUUCCUCUUCAACAAAUGUGCACAUCCAUGCGUCCCCAGACAGCCGUGAGAGUUUGCUGAAAAACAUCAGAAUCAGGGCUGAGAUGUGGAUACGCAUAGUUCUGACCUUCAUUUAUUCUGCUCUUCUUCUGUCAGGAGUCGGGGCUAGUAAAUGGCUGGUGUAUUUCUCCAGGACGGACAUCUGUGUUUGGGCUGGGACAACAGUAACGCUGCCGUGCCGCUAUGAUUAUCCGUCACCCUUCAGUUCCACGCGGGUCAUGUGGUUUCACAUAUCUGAUGAUGGUCGACGGGAAAUCGCUUUCCACACUGACGCGGGUCUGUUGAGCCCUUCAUACCGGGACAGGAUCAAAUACAUUGGAGGCUACAAAAGAUGCAGCCUGCAGAUCACUAAUGUGAAGCUGAGCGAUGCGGGAAUGUACCAUUUCAGAUUCGAAACCGACAACCAGCAGGGAAGAUGGACGUCUCCUGAUGCUAUUACGUUGUCCGUCACAGAGCUUCAGGUUAACGUACAUCCGCCCAGAAUUGGUAACAUGUUUGCUGCCGGUGAGACGGUUUUCCUGAGUUGUGUGGCACGAGGUUGUGCUGCUCCUGGAAAGAGUUUUGCCCUUUAUCGAAAUGGAGUAAACUUGGGUCAGUCCAGCAAACUGUCCGCCAUCUAUAACUUCAACAGUCAGCAUGCUGGAACCUACACCUGUCGCCCUUUACCCAUUCAAAACGUCCAGUCCCCGGGGCUCACUCUGGCUCUGGGAUAUCCUCCUCGCUACACCGCGAUUCAGAUCAGCCCUCGAGAGGCCGUCCGAGAGGGCGAUUCGGUGACUCUGACCUGCAGCAGUGAUGGAGCUCCGCCAGCAGAAAGCUUUGCCUGGUUUAAAGAAGGAGAGAGUGGCAGUCUGCCAGACAGCUUUAAACCUGAGCUGAGGCUGUGGAGUUUGGACUACAGGGACUAUGGGGAGUAUUUCUGUGUGGCCCGAAACCCGCUCGGCACAGACCGGUCCAGACCUGUUCUGCUGAACCUCACCUACCCGCCCAAAAACACAAGGAUCCUCAUCAGUCCUAAAGGAGACAUCAUGGAAGGCUUUUCAGUCAAUCUGACCUGCAGCAGCAACGCUAACCCUCCUGUGCUGAAAUACGCCUGGUAUAAAGUGAACGGUGGGCAACCCUGGACUAAAGGCACGGCGCAAAAUCUCACUUUCUUCAGUGUGCGUUCCCAUCAUGCCGGACAGUACUACUGCACUGCUUGGAACGCAUUUGGCAUGGGGACGUCGCCUACUAUUUCCCUUCCAGUGCUUUAUGCCCCUAAAAACACCUCUGUUUUGGCUCAGCCCUCCACUGUGAUCGAAGCGGGCAGCUCGCUGACACUGACCUGCAUCAGUCAGGCCAAUCCGGCGGUGGAGAACUACACCUGGCACCGGAUCAAUACGGCUGACGCCUGGGAAACUCGAUCGGGCCCCAGCUACACCAUUGCUGAGGUCAGUUCUGGAGCCAGCGGACAGUACUACUGCGAGGCCCGCAACCGCAUCGGUGCACACAGCUCCCCCAUACUCACCGUCAAGGUUCGAGGCCGACUGAAAGUGAUCGCGCUGGCAUCUGCAGUAGGGGUUUCUAUUGGAUUGAUCUCACUGACUGUGGUCGUCAUGAUCAGUAAAAACAUGCAUCGUGUGGACACUGAAAAUCUUGAGGAAGAAAAACAGUGUUCACCAGUGGUUGAUUUACCAGUGGAUCACACUUCAUUUAGUGAAUCGACUUCACAGACGUUUCUCCUCAAGGGCACAAAAAUGUCUGACAUCCCGGAGGAGCCAGAGGAGGUGUAUGAAAGUAGCCAUCCAUCCAUCGUGCCCUUGAAAGAUGCAGCUCCGAGCUCUGAGGAACAGGGAAAAAUCAACUACAUUACGGUGCAUUAUUCUCGCAUGCCCAGUCGGGACCAAGUGGAGGUCACAAACAUACCGCUAGAUGGAGGGAAGAAGCUCAAAGAUGGCGCUAAUGUAGUUUAUUCUGUUCUUGCCAUGCAGUCAAGAGAGGGAAUGGAGGAGUCUGGAAUCUGAAGGUCGAUUAGUGAAACCAAUCAAAAUUGUGAAAAUACUGUACACAGGGAUUUUUGUUUACUACUAGAGCAUGGAUGUAAGAGACUUGAGAACCACACAAAUAAAAGAAAUUUGGUGGCCUGUU